AUUCCUGACGAUAUAUUGAAAAUGAAAUUUGGUUCAUUUACGAACGAGCGUAUUCAGAAACUGCACUAAAUGUGCAAAUGGCAGCAUAUCUUUGUAUUGAUUUCCUUACUGCCACGUAGACAUGGACUUGAGAGACGGAAUUCCUUUCUCGGUCAGCAAUUACCUUCAGUGCCUUUUGAUAAGGUCGAUAAGCUAUUAUCGGAAAUAGAAACAACUCAUAGAGCUCUCCGCAUAAAUCGGCAGUCAUGUUUCAACAGCUCAAUUCAAAUAAAUGGUCUGGCCAACGGUUCCUCUUUACUGGAAAGCACAGAAAAGCAGAUACUGCUUUUGAUACGACUUUUUAACACCAGCUGUCCAAAUGAAUAUCAUCGGGAAAUCCCAAAAGCACGCUCGGAUUAUAAAUCAUUCCAUUUUCCAUUUGUACCAGAAUAUGAAUAUAAUCCGAAUUGUCCUCAAAAAACCCAACCUUGCAAGGGAUUAAGCCCUACUACUACUACUUCUACUACUACUACUACUACUACUACUACUACUACUACUACUACUACUACUACUACCACCACUACUACUCCUACUACUACUACCACAACUACUACUCCUACUACUACUACUCCUACUACUACCACCACCACUACUACUCCUACUACUUCUACUCCUACUACUACUACCACCACCACUACUACUCCUACUACUACUACAACUACUUCUCCUAAAACUAAUCCAUUUGUUGAUCCUACCUCCACACCAGGCCCAACUGGCUCAGACGAGGAAUAUGUGAUACAAAACAUAAACCUUAUUAGAAAUGAUCCGGUGUUUGGCAAACCACUCUGUCACUUUCCUCAGAAGUCAACUCCGGACAAGAUGCGCGUCUACCUGGCCCUGCCGCUCCUGCUGCUGGGCAUCGGCCUCAGUUUGGCCCAGUACCAGUACCAGGCGCCCCACCAAACCCUCGCCCAGCAAUUCGCCGACGUGGUGGAUGUGGUCGAUCCUGCAGAGCAAUCUAUCAAAGCAGUGCGACCACCGAAGAGCCGCAAUCAGUGCACCGCCAAGCAGAACUGCUUCUGCGGCACCCCGAAUGUCAACCGAAUUGUGGGCGGCCAGCAGGUGCGCUCCAACAAGUAUCCUUGGACCGCCCAGUUGGUCAAGGGUCGUCAUUAUCCCCGCCUCUUCUGCGGCGGUUCCCUGAUCAACGAUCGCUAUGUGCUGACCGCCGCCCAUUGUGUGCACGGAAACAGGGAUCAGAUCACCAUUCGCCUGCUCCAGAUCGACAGAUCCUCCCGGGAUCCUGGCAUUGUGCGCAAGGUCGUCCAGACCACUGUGCAUCCCAACUACGAUCCCAACCGGAUUGUCAACGACGUGGCGCUGCUCAAGCUGGAGUCCCCUGUUCCACUGACUGGAAACAUGCGUCCAGUCUGCCUGCCCGAGGCCAAUCAUAACUUUGAUGGCAAGACCGCUGUGGUCGCUGGCUGGGGCUUGAUCAAGGAGGGCGGCGUCACCUCCAACUAUCUGCAGGAGGUCAAUGUGCCCAUCAUUACCAACGCGCAGUGUCGCCAGACGCGCUACAAGGACAAGAUCGCCGAGGUGAUGCUCUGCGCAGGAUUGGUGCAGCAGGGUGGCAAGGACGCCUGCCAGGGCGACAGUGGUGGCCCACUGAUCGUCAACGAGGGGCGCUACAAGCUGGCCGGCGUGGUGUCCUUCGGCUACGGAUGUGCCCAGAAGAAUGCGCCGGGUGUCUACGCCAGGGUGAGCAAGUUCCUGGACUGGAUCCGGAAGAACACCGCCGACGGCUGCUACUGCCAGAGCUAGAUCAUUUCGCUGGAAGAACUCAUUUGCUUGCCUCAUUCCUAAGUUAUUCUAAAUUAUUGAAAAAAGAAGUUCACAUCAAAUAAAUCCAUCAAAUGCUUUAA
Drosophila simulans is the source of this 1904-nucleotide messenger RNA. Its product is annotated as serine proteinase stubble. Gene Ontology annotation, biological process: proteolysis. The transcript has 6 exons. NCBI's taxonomy places the organism in Eukaryota, Metazoa, Arthropoda, Insecta, Diptera, Drosophilidae. The record is from RefSeq and is a predicted model, not a curated record. Bases 70 to 1803 code for a protein of 577 amino acids. Gene Ontology annotation, molecular function: serine-type endopeptidase activity.